Molecule: messenger RNA, 318 nt
Organism: Penicillium samsonianum
Lineage: Eukaryota; Fungi; Ascomycota; Eurotiomycetes; Eurotiales; Aspergillaceae
Exons: 2
Coding region: 1-318 (105 amino acids)
Source: RefSeq, a predicted model, not a curated record
AUGAUUCGGGAAUACAUCCGGCUUGCUAUCCCAUUCUUUAUGCUCAGCUUGAUGUUGGUCGCCUCAUACCGAUCACCGAGCCUGCCACUUCUGGUAAUGGGAUCUGGGCCCGAAAUGACUCCUCUCGUGUCCCCCUCCGUUGAGAAGAAGUGCAUUGAGCAAUUGUUUGUGUAUCUUCUUGCGAAUGCCCCGCAAAUCCUUGAUACUUGCGGAUGGUUGUUCAUUCGAUUCUACAUCCUUUGGAAAAUCAUUACCCUCAUGGCGGAUGUCUUCUUGAAGCCCUUUGUCGUUUUCAUUGCGAAGAAGGCUUACAGGUAA